UUUGGGAGAGAUGUUGUCUGUAUUUUAUGGAAUAAAACAACAAUGUUUUACUCAAACAUAAACCUAUAAAUAGCAAAAUCAGAGGAACUGAUUUAGAAACUGAAGUGGUCUCUCAAUUUUUUCCAGAGCUGUAUAUAUCUCUCUCACUCCCCCCCCUCUCUCUCUCUCACUCCCUCUCUUUUCACUAUAGCUCUCUCGCCCACUCUCUCUCUCUCUUUCCCCUUCACCACACUAUCGGCGCGUGUCACUAUUUGCUAGCUAACUUAACGCUAGCUAGCUAACCAACGGCUCUCCACGACCCUGGAAUGUAAUUUUCUCCUUCUUUUUCAGAAAUGUAUCGCCUUUUUCCUGAUUUUUCCACCCUUUUACACACAGGAGCGGUGCUCUGCGUCGACUGAGCCCAUGACCAGCAGGUUAUUUUUCGUUUUUCGCCCCCUCCUCCUUCUUCUCCUGCUUCUCCUGCUUCUCUCUUCAGCUCUGAGGGAUAUCUAAGCUAACGUUUAGCUAGCAUGUCGAUAAACUGAAGGAGUGGAGAGACACGGAGACGCGUCUAAUGCCGUUGGAACAUGUCCUAUGUUCCUGUUCAAGAGUGGCGAGUGAUGUCCAAACAGUGGCCUGGCCGCUGCUGUAAGCCACCUGCUCCUCUUUCACUGACACUCGAGGGGUAGCCAGGAGACGAGCCCACAUGCUGACACACACAGAUCACACAGAUGCGAGGUAUGCUGUUCCCCCCUCCUAUCGCUCCCAGGCCUCAUACGCUGCUCCGUCGUACGAGCAACCAGGCUGGAACCCACGCAUGAUUUCUGGAAAUCAGAUCUACAUGUUGGACCAGGAGGAGGUUCAUCCUCUGUUGAUGCGCGAGCGGCGCUCCGAGUCGCACAGGAACAAGCUGCUGCGACGGACGGUCAGCGUGCCGGUGGAGGGGCGGCAUCAUCCUGAGAUGGACCACGCCCGUCUCAGGAGGAAGAGCAUUGCCACCGGCAGGCAACCCAGCAUGGAGACCCCUCCCAUUGCCCCCCCUCAACCCUUCCGACAGUCCAGUUUCCUCAGUAGAAGAUUGAAGGGGUCUAUAAAGCGGGCCAAGAGUCAGCCCAAGCUGGACCGGACCAGCAGCUUCCGCCACAUGAUUCUCCCACGUUUCCGCAGUGCUGACCAGGACAGGACCCGUCUGAUGCAGAGCUUCAAAGAGUCCCACUCCCAUGAAUCCUUGCUGUCUCCCAGCAGCGCGGCCGAGGCGCUGGACCUCACGCUGGAUGAAGACGCCAUCAUCAAACCAGUGCACUCCAGCAUCCUAGGGCAGGAGUACUGCUUUGAGGUGACGACUGCUUCAGGGACGAAGUGCUUCGCCUGUCGGUCGGCUGCAGAGAGAGACAAAUGGAUCGAGAACCUACAGAGAGCCGUCAAGCCCAACAAAGACAACAGUCGGCGGGUGGACAACGUGUUGAAGCUGUGGAUCAUCGAGGCCCGGGAGCUGCCACCCAAAAAGCGCUACUACUGUGAACUGUGUCUGGACGACAUGCUGUACGCUCGCACCACCAGCAAACCCCGCACCGACACUGUCUUCUGGGGCGAGCACUUCGAGUUCAACAACCUCCCGGCCGUCCGCAACCUCCGCCUUCACCUCUACAAGGAGACAGACAAGAAAAGACGCAAGGAGAAGAGCACAUAUCUAGGACUGGUCAGCAUCCCCAUAUCCAGCAUCACCGGUCGGCAGUUCGUAGAGCAAUGGUAUCCCGUGAUUCAGCCCAGCGUGCUAGCCAAAGGAGGGGGGGUAGGAGGGGGCAAAAUCAUCAACGCCUCCUUGCGGCUCAAGUCUCGCUACCAGACCAUGAGCAUCCUGCCCAUGGAGCUGUACAAGGAGUUCGCUGAGUACGUCACCAACAACUACCGAACGCUGUGUGCGGUCCUGGAGCCACUGCUGAGCGUUAAAAGCAAAGAGGAGGUGGCCUGUGCACUGGUGCACAUUCUGCAGAGUACGGGAAAAGCGAAGGACUUUCUUUCAGACAUGGCGAUGUGUGAGGUUGACCGGUUCAUCGAUCGAGAGCACCUUAUCUUCAGAGAGAACACCCUGGCCACCAAAGCCAUAGAAGAGUACCUCAAACUCAUUGGACAUAAGUACCUCAAGGAUGCUUUAGGUGACUUCAUCCGAGCCCUGUAUGAGUCGGAGGAGAACUGCGAGGUCGAUCCCAUGAGGACGCCUCCGUCUGUUCUAGCCGACCAUCAGGCCAAUCUCCGCAUGUGCUGUGAGCUUGCCCUCUGCAAAAUCGUCAACUCUCAUUGUGUUUUUCCACGAGAGCUGAAGGAGGUGUUUGCCUCCUGGCGAGUUCGGUGUGCUGAGAGAGGGAGAGAGGACAUCGCCGACCGUCUGAUCAGCGGCUCCCUCUUCCUGCGCUUCCUCUGUCCAGCCGUCAUGUCCCCUUCCUUAUUCAACCUCACCCAGGAGUACCCAGACGAGCAGACAUCGCGUACACUUACCCUUAUAGCCAAAGUGAUGCAGAACCUCGCCAACUUUUCCAAGUUUGGCAGUAAAGAGGAGUACAUGUGCUUCAUGAAUGAGUUUUUAGAGAUGGAAUGGGGCUCCAUGCAGCAGUUCCUGUAUGAGAUCUCCAACCUAGACAGUGUAAGCAAUGCAGUUGCUUUUGAGGGCUACAUUGACCUGGGGAGAGAGCUUUCUAUCUUGCACAGUCUUCUCUGGGAGGUGAUGGCGCAGCUCAGUAAGGACGCCAUCAUUAAACUCGGACCGUUGCCCCGCCUUCUGAACGACAUAAGCAUGGCCCUUCGCAAUCCCCACCUCCAAAGGCAGCCCAGUCACCAAACAGACAGACAGCCUCCGGAGAGACAGACCGACAGGCUGCUGUCACGGCCCAGCUUCAAUAGAGGCAUCUCUUCCGAGUUCCAGAAUGUCAUGAUGAGGGACCUGAACAGUUCCAUAGAUAUCACUCGCUUGCCUUCCCCGACCUCUGCUAUGUCCAGCGGCGGGGUUCCUCCUUCUCGAGCUGGAAUGGGGGGUUAUGCAGAUCGGGAUCAUCCUCACCGGGCCUCCUCUAAAGACGUUUUCUAUGUUACCCGUCCUCCGCUGGCCCGCUCCAGCCCCGCGUACUGUACUAGCAGUUCCGAUAUUACUGACCCCGACCCAAAGAUUCUGAGCGUUAAUGAAAGUAUUUCUAUGAUGGACCUCCAGGACUCCAGAAUGAACAGCGUCUCUAACCUGCAGUCUGUGGGGGACAUGCUCAACUCUUCCCAGGCCUCGCUUGCCGGCCUCGGCAGCUUUGGUGGAGGGCUCGGCGGCUUAGGCGGAGGUCUCGGAGGUCAGCUGCGCGCCGGCGGCGGACGGAUGUCGGCGGGUUCGGGCGGCUCCAGCAUGUCCGGCGGUCUGCGACUGAGCCAGCUGAGCCAGAUGGGGACCACCACCGACUCGCUGUCCCAGCAGCAGCAGCAGCAGGCGGCCGCCCUCCGCUACCCGCUGUCCUUCCAGAACCCGCUGUUCCACAUGGCUGCCGACGGCCCCCAGCUCCACCACCAGCACAGCCGAGCCCAGCCCGCCGCGCCCCUCCUGCUGACCCCGGAGCCCGACCCCUCUCACCCUGCGUACUUACCCCAGUUCGCCCGCGGGGGGUUCUCCCGCAGUGAGGACCUCUCCACCCUGCGUCCCGGGCCUCACCUGGGGCAGCCCAGCAUCAUCCACUCGCACAGCUACAGCGACGACUACAGCCGCCAUAAUCAGGACUACGGGCGACGCCAAAUCUCCAUGCACAUGCAGGAUAACCUCCAGCAGCAGCAAAUGAUGGGCAUGGCCUCUCAAACAGGCACGUCUCAUUCAUCCCUCGCCUCACCCCCCUCUACCGUCCAGCCUGUCCGUCAGAGCUCCAUGGCCCCGCCUCCCACGCAGCGAAUGAAGUCUCAAACUUCCCACCAGCUUUCUGUGAGCUCAGCUGCCGGCGCCACGCCCCCGAGCAAGACGAGGCCGCAGAGCGGAAACCUGCUCCAGUCGCCCGAGUCCGGCUUCGGCGGCCGGCAGCCGGGGCCCCGACAGCAGCUCUCCGUCAAAGACAACACGGCCCCCGGCCUGCCUCAUCAGCAGAGCUCCACCAGGGAGAGCCAGGGAUCGCAGGGAUCUCAGGGGGGGACGCCGCAGUCCACGCAGCAGUCGGUGUCGCACCAGGACCGGCAGCACUCGCAACAGCACUCGCAACAGCACUUACUCAAGCCUUCCAUCAGCAAACAGGGCUCAUCUCCCAAUACCCUGAACCCACCCACCCCUGCCUCGGAGAGAACGGUCGCCUGGGUGUCCAACAUGCCACAUCUUUCUGCUGACAUCGAGAGCUCCCGCAUCGACAGAGAAGAGUUUAAGCUGAAGGAGUAUUCCAAGAGCAUGGACGAAUCCCGUUUAGAUAGGGUACGGGAGUAUGAGGAGGAGAUCCACUCUCUGAAGGAGCGGCUGAUGAUGUCCCACCGCAAGCUGGAGGAGUACGAGAGGAGGCUACUUACUCAGGAGCAGCAGACCAACAAGAUCUUGCUGCAGUACCAGAGCCGGCUGGAUGACAGCGAGAGGAGGCUGAGGCAACAGCAGCUGGAGAAGGACUCCCAAAUUAAAGGAAUAAUCGACAGGAAUGAAGAUACGGAAUGAAGACACUCAGACGGCCGCUUGCCCUCAGUGAAAGAAGUCACACUAAACUGGGGGUUUACACCUGAGGGAGCGUUCUGAAAAUGAGCCCAAUCUCUAUAUUCUACACAGAUGUAGAAUCUAGAAAGUUCUUCCCAGUUUGGCUCGUGUAGGACAUUCGCUUAUAUAGAUUGACAUGAUAAGAGGAAAAUUGAUGGGCGUAUAAUACAACAUAAUCAGAAAACUGACCACGGCAUUUGAAGAUGAUGGAAAAGCUCUGAAUUGUAAUGGAAGAGGUGAUGGAUCUCUAAAUCCACUGAACGCUGUGGUCCACACACAGGUUUGAAUGAAUACCUGCAGUGCUAAUCUAAACUCAUCUGGACACAAAUCAACUAAGAAUGCAUUGAACAGUGGGGGUUGGGCGGUGUUUGGGGUCGAGGCAUUUCGAGUGUGUCACUCAAGCUUGUCUAUAACCAGUAGAGUUUCAGAGAACACAUCAUCUUUUAAUAGAACUUUUAAUCAAAAUGCUGCAGUAUUGCAACGUGUCUUAUAGUUCACUCUUAAAAAGCUAUUGGGAAUUAUCUGAGAAGUUCCAAAAAAUUUGAAUUUAUUUUUUUUCAGUUUCAGGAUAGAAUAUUAUCGCUUCAAAAAGAAAGUAAGAAAGUAUUUUAAUAAAAUUGUCUGUCUUCCCCUUUUUCCUUUCUUCCAUAUAUCUGGAAUAUCCUUCGAGAAUUAUGUGAAAGGGUGCAUGGUGACUUUACUGUUUUAUUUGAUUGAUGAAAAGUUUCAUAUUUCAAAUGUUCAUGUUCUUCCAUGUAUCUGUGUUCCAUCUCAGUUACAGACUCUCUCUCUCUCAGACUCUGUCUAAGCUGUCUAUGGUUUACUAACAGACUUUUUUGUAUUACCUAAAAGCUUUUGCUCCUUUCUCACUGUGGUUAUUAUUUGUAUAUCUGUAAUAAUUUAUACCUGUUGAAAUGUUGCAUAAUUUAUUUCCAUCAACCUACAGCAAUUUUAUUUGCGAUCACAUUGACAUACAUGAAAUAUGCAAUCACUUACAGUUACAGUUACUACAGCGACUCAUUAUAACACUGCAAAGGGCCUAAAGUGGUUGCUAUGCUUCCUUCAGCAAACACAUGCAGUAGUUAAAAAACACUGACAUGCCAAAUAUCAUGGGACACACAUAGUAGUUUAAGAGCAUAUCGUCGCUGUCCAAUAAAAAUCAAGUAUCUCCAUUUUUGUAGAUUUUUAGUUUACUACAUAAUUUGAACAGACAAACUGUCCCUUACACUGUGCCAUUGGUUUAGGAACCGGGGGGGGUCAGAAAUAGGUGGAUUUGUAUCUCCCCCAAAAAAAUGAUACCACAGAAAAAGCAGAAAUUGUUUUAAAAGAAACUUUUAAUUUAUUUUUCCCAGUCUGUUAGCAGAACAAGACUUUACCCAAAAGUCGUUUUUGUUGCAGUAUAUUGUAAUUGUUGCGAUAGAGUGCUCUUAUCACUGACCUCAUGUGUAAAGCCGGUGUUGUGCCGUAAUCUGCACCCCCGCCAUGAAAAGCACCUCCUCUCGGGAGCGCCUUUCUAAUUAAAGUUAGCUAAAGCAAUUACCUCCGCUUUUAUGAAGAAGACAGUGCGUACACACUGCAGAGAGCGGGUGCUUUUUAUGGCGGGGGUGCAGGUUUAGGCGCUACUAUGGUGCUGAAUUCAGCAACCCAGCCAGGAAAAGCACUCCCUCUCUCUCUCUCGGGGGAGGCUGCAGGUGACGUUUCUUUUUCCUUAUUUCUUCUUACGAGUCAGCUUAGCUUAGAAUAGCAUCUUGGGUAUUUCCAUUUUCUAAGUAAAUUUAAAGCCAAUAAACAUGGGUGUGCGUUCCAGAGAGAGGGUGCUAUUCCUGGCAGGGGUGCUGAAUUCGGCACAACAGCGGCUUUACACGCGAGGUCAGUGAUGAGAGCAAUGUAUCAAAACAAUAACAAAAUACUGCAAUAAAAAAAACGACUUUUGGGUAGUGUCUUGUUCUGUUAAAUAGAACAAGACACUAUUUCAACAGAAUUGAAAUGCCAAUACAUAGUAGUAGUAAUAUUAAUAAUAAUAAUAAUAAUAAUAAUAAUAAUAAUAAUAAUAACAAUCAAAUCUGUUAUAUUAUUUUAAGUAUUAGCUGAUAACUGAUCAGUUUUUUUGUCAUAUAUGUAUAUAAUUCAGACAUCGCAUGCACAAUUUUUUCUAACAACAGUAAAUGUGUUGUGGAGUAACAUGUUUAGGUUGUAAAGUCACCUUUGGUUGGAUUUAACUAAUAAUACACAGAAGUACAGAUUUUUUUUUUUUUUUUUUUUUUUUUUUGUAAUUAAAUGAAAUGUGUCCCCCCCAAUGUCAAACCCACUCCUACACCCUUUCACUAUGCCACAUUUUCUUGAUAAAUGGAUCAAUAGAAAUACUUCACUUUCUUUAUCCAGUAAAGUGGCUGUUUUGGAGAUACUUGUUUUUCAUUGAACAACGACGAUAUACAGAUCGUAUAUACAGGGCAUUCUCAAGAUGUCCCCUAAAAUAAUAAUUCAUAAUUCAUCAUCAGGCAUAUCAGUGUACUUAACAGAUACCUACACAUUGAGAAGCAAGAAGUUCUCUAUAUGCAAUACAUCCAAGAAAUAGAUGGUGAAGAUUUAAGUCGGCCCCUUUUCUAACGUCUGACAGACUGUGUUUGGUGCUGUUUGUGAAAUAAGCGUAUAGAUUUUAAUUAUAGAUUGAGAUGUUGAAAUUUGAUAUAGCACUGAUGAUGAAUGAUAUAAUGUGAAUUCAUAUUUUUAUGUGGAUAUAUAUAUAUAUAAGAUAGGAAUCUUUUAGAGCUGACCUGGAAUGUUGGUUCGUUUUAUGGGUACUUUUUAAAAUGUUUAUUCAAGAUCUUCAACUCGAGAUAUAAGCCUGGUAAGACUGUGUUAGAGAUUAUAUUUAUUAAGUUCUGUCUGACUCUGGAGUGCAAUAUUGUCUAUUUAACUCUUUACUCCACUGUGCAAUAAAUAUGCCUUGCUUUAUGUAGCAGAAGCACAUCAGUUGUUGCGAUGUACAAACUGUACAACUUCUUCCCCCAAAUUCUGACCUGUUCCUGUGAAGAAAACUUAGCUUCCCUUCUGUUUAAACUUUUCAUGACCUGUAUUUUACCUUUUGUUUGUAGUCACUUACUUUGUUAUGACUGAGGGGAAGACGGCCCAUGACUAAACUACUUGAAAAGCAAAUUAUGUCUGGCUUUGCUCCUUUGAAAACCAAACAAAGCCCUCUUUCAGCAUUUCUAAUCUCUGGGGGAAAACUGUCCAUUGUCUCUGUACUUUUCAAAUUUAAUUGUUUUGUCUGUUCUUCUUUUUUUAUUUUCAUUACUUUCUCCUUACUGUUUUGUAAAGCAACAUAAAACUGUACCUUAUCAAUGGAAUAAAACAUCCAAUCCCAUUGUUGGAUCACAAAUCCUGUGAAUUGCAUUAUUUGCUUAGAUAUAAAAGUUUAAUUAGAAAGUUUUUGUUUUGUUCAGAGCACACACUGAAGCACGGUACUGUACACCAAACAAAAUAAAUGCCACCCGCUGAUGUAUGGCAUGCCUGCAUAGCACUUAUACCUGUCAGUAAUGUUCCUCAUUCUUCAUAAACAUCAAUCAUGUGUUGCAUUGUCUUCU
Messenger RNA from Astyanax mexicanus (Mexican tetra), 8247 nucleotides. It is a transcript of the gene syngap1b, whose product is annotated as synaptic Ras GTPase activating protein 1b. The transcript has 21 exons. The coding region runs from base 686 to 4627 and encodes 1313 amino acids. Gene Ontology annotation, biological process: regulation of GTPase activity. The record is from RefSeq and is a predicted model, not a curated record. NCBI's taxonomy places the organism in Eukaryota, Metazoa, Chordata, Actinopteri, Characiformes, Acestrorhamphidae.